Molecule: messenger RNA, 911 nt
Organism: Bacillus rossius redtenbacheri
Lineage: Eukaryota; Metazoa; Arthropoda; Insecta; Phasmatodea; Bacillidae
Gene: mRpL12
Product: large ribosomal subunit protein bL12m
Exons: 3
Coding region: 88-642 (184 amino acids)
Biological process (GO): translation
Cellular component (GO): mitochondrial large ribosomal subunit; ribosome
Molecular function (GO): structural constituent of ribosome; mRNA binding
Source: RefSeq, a predicted model, not a curated record
AGAGGUCACAAAAAGUCUCUAAAUCAAACAAAGUGCAAGGAUUGUUUAAUGUUGAUUUAGUUCGUGAAACUUAAUAGAUAGUUCAUAAUGCAAAGCUUUAAAAUUUUAAUUAGACGUAAUAUUGGACACUGCAGAUCAUUAUCACGCAGUUCUGUUUCAAGACAAUUGACGCAACCUGAAGUUCAGAGUCAAGCAGCAUUGCAGAUUCCUCAGCCAGAUGGAGAAGCAAAGGUUUACGAUCCGAAAAUCGAAAAACUUGUGUCGGACAUCUCCCAGUUGAACUUGUUGGAAGUCUCGCAGCUGAGCGAUGCACUGAAGAAACGGUUAAACUUGCCGGAUGCACCUGUCAUGGCCAUGGGGUCAUUUGCCAUGGGGGCACAGCCAGCACCUGAGGAGGAGGAAGAGGUUGUUCCUGCGAAGGUCCAGACAAGCUUCACGGUCAAGUUGACAAAGUACAGUGAAAAACAGAAGGUGGCACUAAUCAAGGAGGUGAAGAACUUGGUGGAAGGAAUGAACUUGGUUCAGGCCAAAAAAUUUGUGGAGAGUGCUCCGGCAGUUGUGAAAUCAGAUCUCAGCAAGGACGAAGCAGAGAAGUUGAAGGAGGCUCUGGUUAACGUUGGAGCUGAAGUGGAAAUUGUUUGAGUGUGCGCACGCCAUACGCUCAGAAGGGAAUGAACUUCCACUGUGUAGUAUAAUUUAUAAUGAACAUUAUUUUAUAGCAUGCUAUUUUGAAAUUUGUUACAAGCAAAAUGAUUUGUUGUAUAAAAAAUAAAUUAUUGCAGUUUGUCACACAUCUGAAACUGGUGUUGCAGUGUGUUUGGCAUAUCCUAAUGAUGACUAUCAGUUCAAAGUUCAUGCAAUAUGCAAAGGUGUAUCUAGCAAAAAAAAAAUAAAAAUAUUUUAAAAUAUGA